AUGGCCAAGCGGACAGCAAUUGUGACGGGCUCAUCCCGUGGGAUCGGCGAAGCGAUCGUUCGACGACUCGCGGCAGAGGGCUAUGCGGUCUGCGUCAAUGACGUCUCAGCCAAUAAGUCCGGCAUCGACAAACUCGUGUCCGAGCUCAACUCCAAACACGGCUCCGGUGCUGCCAUUGGUGUGGUCGCCGACGUAACCUCCUCGUCGGAAGUGCAGUCGAUGAUAAAAGAGUCGGUAGAGAAACUCGGUCCCCUGACAGUCAUGGUCGCGAACGCCGGCAUCGCGCAGGUCGCGCCAGCACUGGAUAUCUCGGACGCAGACGUCCGCCGAAUGUUCGACGUGAACUUUAUGGGGGUGUGGCUGUGCUAUACGCAUGCGGCCAGGCAGAUGAUCUCGCAGGGGCCGGUCCCCGAGGGCAGCAGUGGGUACAAGAUCCUGGGUGCGGCGAGCAUCGUCGCCUUCAAGCCGUUCCCGCUCCUGUCGCACUACAGCGCGUCAAAAUGGGCGGUGAGGGGCCUCACACAAGUGUUUGCGAUGGAGAUGGCCAAACACAAGAUCAACGUCAACGCUUACGCGCCGGGCAUUGUCGGGACGGCCAUGUGGGAUCUUAUCGACGAGAAGCUAGGCGAGAUCGAGGGGAGACAGAAGGGCGAAUCGGUCAAGAAGUACAGCUCGGAUCUGACGGCGUUGGGCCGCGUCAGCGUCCCAGAGGACGUCGGGAACGUCGUCGGUGGGUUCAUGUGCUCCAAAGACGCAGAAUUUGUCACGGGUCAGACCAUUGUCAUUGACGGCGGUAUCGUGUUCACUUGA
Fonsecaea monophora is the source of this 810-nucleotide messenger RNA. RefSeq lists its product as hypothetical. The transcript has 2 exons. Gene Ontology annotation, molecular function: oxidoreductase activity, acting on the CH-OH group of donors, NAD or NADP as acceptor. The record is from RefSeq and is a predicted model, not a curated record. The coding region runs from base 1 to 810 and encodes 269 amino acids. Lineage: Eukaryota; Fungi; Ascomycota; Eurotiomycetes; Chaetothyriales; Herpotrichiellaceae.